CGGAGCGCGGUCGCCCCUAGAGCCGCGGCAGCUGUCACCUGGGCGCACCCCCCGGCGACUGCUGAGCGCCGAACGCGGGUGCUUCUCGGCUCGAAUUGCAGAGCGUGUCCCCGCGAGCCGCUGCGAAGCCUGCUGCCCCCUGCUGGGCACGGGGCGAAGUGCCGAGCGCGGGACCGACCUGGCCUGGAGAAGCAGGUGGCGAGCUCGAGGGGACGCAGCCGCAGCGGGAGGUUGCAGGGCAGUAGGGCUGCGUGCUUUCAGCGCACUCACAUUCUGAGUAGUUCCCGGCGCUGUGCUAAACAACUUGAAACAGACAAGUUCUCAACCAAAAGCGACCUAUUUUAUUUUUGAAAUGGCAAGCAGUCUUUUGAAGUCAUCUUCCAUGACUGUAAAGACAAAAUUACUACAUCAAACAGGAUUGUCACUUUAUAGUACAGCUCAUGGCUUCUAUGAGGAAGAGUUUAAAAAAAAACUUCUGCAGUUUCCUGGAGGGUCUGUUGACCUUCUGAAGAAAGACAACGGCAUUGGCAUUCUUACUCUGAACAACCCAAGUAAAAUGAAUGCCUUCUCAGGUGUUAUGAUGCUACAACUUUUGGAAAAAGUGACUGAAUUAGAAAAUUGGACAGAGGGAAAAGGUCUCAUUGUCCAUGGAGCAAACAAUACUUUCUCCUCAGGAUCUGAUCUAAAGGCUGUGAAAGAAUUAGGAACUCCAGAGGAUGGAAUGGCCUUAUGUAUGUUCAUGCAAAACGUCUUAACAAGACUUAUGAGACUUCCUUUAAUAAGUGUUGCACUGGUUCAAGGUUGGGCAUUGGGUGGAGGAGCAGAAUUUACAACAGCAUGUGAUUUCAGAUUAAUGACUAAAGAGAGUGAAAUCAGGUUUGUCCACAAGGAGAUGGGUUUAAUACCAAGCUGGGGUGGUGCUACCAGGUUGGUUGAAAUAAUCGGCAGUAGACAAGCUCUCAAAGUGUUAAGUGGAACUCUCAAGUUGGAUUCAAAAAAAGCCUUGAGCAUAGGAAUGGUUGAAGAGGUGUUGCAGUCUUCAGAUGAAAAUGACUCUCUACAAGAGGCACAAGAAUGGCUAACGCAGUUUAUCACAGGGCCACCGGAAGUAGUUAGAGCUUUGAAAAAAUCAGUUUCUUCAGCAAAAGAGCUUUGUUUCGAAGAGGCAUUACGAGUUGAAAAAGAUCUUAUGGGAACAGUUUGGGCUGGACCCGCAAAUUUAGAGGCUAUUGCUAGGAAAGGAAAAUUUAAAUAGUUUUUCAAAAAUAUUAUGUGCUUUAAGUAAAACUCUAAAUUUUAAAACAUAAAAGUUAAAUGAUCUUAAACAUGAGCAUCAGCAUUACCCUGAAGGCUGCUACUAGUAUUUGGUUUUAUGUAAUUUCUGGAAUAUCUGAACUCAUUGGCUUAGUUUUCAGUAUAUUUGGGUCUCCACCAAGUAACUUAUAACAAUUGGUUAAAAUAUACUUUGACUUAAAAAUUAUAAAUUCCCAGGUUCCCAUAAUAGUUUUAGUCUUUAACAAAGAUCAGUUUUAAAAGGAAAAGUUCCUACACAAAACCCAUUCCUGGUAUUAUUAUUCACGUCUUUGUACCGUAUUACUUGGAAAUAACUUAAGAAAAUAACAAUAAACCUUGCAGUUAGUGAAAAAAUUUGGAGCGGUCAGAGAAUAAGAUAAUAGAAAGUAUGAUGAACCACUUUCCUCUGUUCCAAGAGGCUGAAAUAUAUGAGCCAUGGGGAAAGGUCCUCCACCUAAAAAAUUUGGAGCCUUAUUUGAUGUGUUUAACAGUUUUCUAUUUUAAAUUAUAUACUAAGCAAUGGUAACUAUCAUACGGAACCUCUACAGUCUCUAUAAAGUUGACCAUUCAUUUGUGUGUCCUGGUGUUUUCAAACUAGUUAAGUCCUGCUGUUUAUGUAGUAAAAUUUAAUUUUACAUCGAAACUGCCUGUCUUCAGAGCAAUUCAUGAAGCAUCUUUAUAUAUUUGCAUUUUAUAAUAGGUUUCUUUUUUGUGUGUGAAAACUAGUUUUCUUUUAUCUUAAAAAGUAAAUUUUAUAAAAUUACAUAACUUAAACUUUUAUGUGAUACAGAUUUUACCAAAGAAUUAAGUCCUAAUUCUAAUAUCCACAGAAGUUAAUUUCGAAGUAGUUUUUGCUAUAACAUUGAAAUCAUAUUACAUUUGAAAUGUCAAAUUUGAAAUCAUAUUACAAAUAACUUGCAUGUGCUUUAUCAACAUUGUCUUAAUUGUUUUGAGUUUGAAAAUACAGUAAGACAAACUCACAUUAUUUUUGUUUGGAACAAAUUUCUAGAUUACCUAGUUAACCUUAUAUAUCCUACCUUGCCAGAUUCUAUAUUUUCUAUAGAGUGAGUUUGUGUCUACUAAUGUGUUUAUAAACAGGCCUACCAUGUAAUUCAGAAUUGUGUUAGAACACUGGUAAUGAAGACAGGCAAGGAAAAUCUAAAAUAUAUAAUUGCCUUACAACCGGCUUUAUGUUUAUUGCUGUACAUGUUUAUUCCAUGCACACUGCCUUUGGAUUCUGCUUAUUCUAAGUCAAACUCCUGAGCAGGUGACUACUGGAGCUGAACCACCAAUUCAAACUAUCACCUUUUUAGUGACUUUUGGCUACUAAUGUCAAAAUGUCUCCAUCCCCUUUUCAGACUCAAACAAAAGGCAAAUUAUUUUUGAUAAACUCUAGUGUUUAUUAAAUUAUAAAUUCUGUAAUCAAAAAGAAAAAUGCGGAUCAAGAGAAACCUCAAUCUACAACGACUAGACAGCAAAGCCUGUGGGAACACCAUGAAGUGUAUUACAGACAAGAUUCUGAAACUUAAAUUACUAGCUGUUUUCUUUACAUUUCCAUGUCAGUAACUGUACUAUUAAAGUUGUUAUUCAUCUAUUUUAAAAUCUCCCAAUUCAUAUCUAUUCUCACAUAAUUAAGCUUCCUGUUCAUACUGAUACCAGACAUCUCAGAGGUGCCAAAUUUUAGUAAUGGUUUUGUCAAUCCAUGCAGAAAAAUAAGAUACAAUGCAAGAGUCAGAUGAGGACUGUGAUGCACACAUAAUACACACACACUGGCUAAAAGAACUGAAGAAAGUUUUUAAAACUAUGAAAUAAACCUCAAGAAAACUGGGUUAUUACUAACAGCUCUCAACUAUUAACACCCAAGUUCCUUACAUUAAAUAAAUUUCUCAACAGAGAUAUGUUAGACUUUUAAUUACAGACCUAUCCUUCCCAUACCCCUUCCCACCCCAACUCCCAAAAUGCACUACGAGGGAUGAGUAUAAUGUUACAACGGGCAGAAAUUUACAGAUAACCACUUAACC
Molecule: messenger RNA, 3314 nt
Organism: Talpa occidentalis (Iberian mole)
Lineage: Eukaryota; Metazoa; Chordata; Mammalia; Eulipotyphla; Talpidae
Gene: ECHDC1
Product: ethylmalonyl-CoA decarboxylase 1
Exons: 7
Coding region: 353-1255 (300 amino acids)
Biological process (GO): fatty acid beta-oxidation
Cellular component (GO): cytosol
Molecular function (GO): enoyl-CoA hydratase activity
Source: RefSeq, a predicted model, not a curated record